AGUUGUCAACAUGACAUAGUCGGUGGACCACAAAUGCAAUUUACCCCUAUAAAACCACAAUUAGAUUCUUGCGUGGAGUUUCGGAAUUUCCCAAUUGAAUGACGUUUUCCCCAAUUGAUGAAGCAACUAAUCGGAAAAGGGAAGAGCUGGCGGGGGAAACUAGGAAUGAACACGAGGUAGCCUGGCGCGGCCACUGGUAGAUAGAUAGAUCGAACAUCUCUCUGUCUCUUUCAAUUCCCAAAGCUUCUCUGUUCUUUUGCUAUCUUCUUCUCGUCCUUUUCUCACCUGCAGCAAUUCAGCUACCCAGUGCUCCGAAUCCGAUAACCCAGAUUCCCCAAGCUUCGAGAAAUUGUCCGCCAUGGCUGCCCUGCCGCAGGAUCACCGGCAGCCCCUGAUCUCCGGCGAGGAGCCGGACGAGCGGGAAGAGACGGCAUACGAUUCCUCCGAGAAAAUCCACAUAGUCGGGGUUGAUUCCGACUCCGACGCGUCCGAUUUCGCACGGCCCUUCUCGUGGAGGAAGCUCUGGCUCUUCACUGGGCCUGGGUUCCUGAUGUCCAUAGCGUUUCUUGAUCCGGGGAAUUUGGAAGGCGAUCUUCAGUCCGGUGCGAUUGCUGGGUACUCCUUGCUCUGGCUGCUUAUGUGGGCGACCGCGGUUGGGCUGCUCAUUCAGAUGCUCUCGGCUCGGCUCGGCGUGGCAACCGGCAGGCAUUUGGCCGAGCUCUGCCGGGCGGAGUAUCCGACUUGGGCACGGAUGCUGCUUUGGAUUAUGGCUGAAUUGGCACUCAUUGGAGCUGAUAUUCAAGAGGUUAUUGGGAGUGCUAUUGCGAUUAAGAUUCUGAGUAAUGGGUAUUUGCCCUUGUGGGCUGGCGUUGUCAUCACCGCUCUCGAUUGUUUCGUGUUCCUGUUUCUCGAGAACUAUGGUGUGAGGAAAUUGGAAGCGUUCUUCGCAUUUCUGAUCGCUGUAAUGGCAAUUUCUUUUGCUUGGAUGUUUGGUGACACGAAACCGAAUGGAACUGAACUUCUUUUGGGUAUCUUGAUUCCUAAGCUCAGCUCAAAAACCAUAAAACAAGCCGUUGGAGUUGUGGGUUGCAUCAUCAUGCCCCACAACGUGUUCUUGCAUUCUGCUCUAGUACAAUCCAGGGAUGUUGAUCGAACCAAGAAGGGUCGUGUCGACGAAGCUCUUCGAUACUAUGGAAUCGAGUCAGCUGUUGCACUAGCUGUAUCGUUUUUCAUCAAUUUAUGUGUCACUGCUGUUUUUGCAAAGGCGUUCUAUGGCACUGAAGUAGCCAAUAGCAUUGGCCUUGUAAAUGCAGGGCAGCUUCUUCAAGAGAAAUAUGGGGGUGGCGUCCUCCCAAUUCUGUACAUAUGGGGUAUUGGAUUGUUGGCCGCAGGCCAGAGUAGCACAAUCACUGGCACUUAUGCCGGCCAGUUUAUAAUGGGAGGUUUCCUGAACUUGAGAUUGAAGAAAUGGGUUAGGGCAAUGAUCACUCGGAGCUGCGCCAUCAUCCCAACUAUAAUUGUUGCACUUAUCUUUGAUUCCUCUGAAGACUCCCUGGAUAAAUUGAAUGAGUGGCUGAAUGUGCUUCAGUCAGUUCAGAUUCCUUUUGCACUUAUACCUCUUUUAUGUUUGGUCUCCAAGGAACAGAUCAUGGGCACUUUUCGGAUCGGUCCCUUUCUUAAGACAAUUUCAUGGGUUGUGGCUGUACUGGUGAUGCUGAUCAAUGGCUACCUAUUGUUGGACUUCUUCAAGAAUGUGGUAGAUGGAGUGAUAGUUGCAAUAUUGGUUUGCGCAUUCACAGUUGGAUAUGUAUCAUUCAUACUCUACCUUGUGUCCCGAAACUUUACGUUUGCGCCAUGGAGCCGCCAGUCUAAGCACAUAGACCUGAAUUGAGUGAAAAAGAAGGCCACCUAUUGCCAGAUAUGCAAGGCAAAAGUCAUGUUGUAUUCUACUAACCACAUAAAUGCAAAGGUCAGCUGCCUGCUGCCUCCCGGGCUUCAUACAGUUAUGAUCUUCAAAGUCUCUUCAUGUGCAUAAGCUUCUCUGGGUAGCAUCUAAUUUAGCAGCAUUGCCUGUAUGGCUUCUUACUGCAUAUGCCUUCUACACAAAGGGUCAAGGAAGAUAUUGCCUGAUCAUUGUGUAAUGAAUUGAAUCUUCAAUGCAAUUGGCUUUUUCUAGUCGAGGAUAAUAAUUUUCCUUCAUUUUAUCGACUAUUGUGUUACUAAUCAUAUGUAUAUUAACAUUAUAGAAGUGAAAAUUAUAAAUAACAAAUCAACAAUACUUUGAGAAAUAAUACAAGAGAACAUUUAUUCAUGAGAUGCUACAAUAUGAUAGGAAUACCGAAUAUGUUAAAACUUAAAAUAUAAA
Messenger RNA from Linum tenue, 2365 nucleotides. NCBI's taxonomy places the organism in Eukaryota, Viridiplantae, Streptophyta, Magnoliopsida, Malpighiales, Linaceae. The record is from the annotation of a GenBank genome assembly.